Molecule: messenger RNA, 940 nt
Organism: Annulohypoxylon maeteangense
Lineage: Eukaryota; Fungi; Ascomycota; Sordariomycetes; Xylariales; Hypoxylaceae
Product: NAD(P)-binding protein
Exons: 3
Coding region: 5-940 (311 amino acids)
Source: RefSeq, a predicted model, not a curated record
AAAGAUGGAUGCCUCAAACACAAAGCCUUACAACCUUCCUUCAGAUGCAGUAUGGUUCAUUACCGGUUGCUCAUCUGGCAUCGGAGAAUCAUUGGCGAAGCUCAUUGCGCGGUCACCCAACCGUCUUGUAGCCACGGCUCGAAACCCAGCAUCUCUGUCAUAUAUCGAAGAUGGACCUGAUACUCUCAAGCUUACACUAGAUGUUACAUCAAAGACAGCGAUCGAGGAAGCCAUUAGCAAGACUCUUGCUAAGUUUGGUCGCAUCGAUGUCCUCGUAAACAAUGCAGGGUUUGAACUUAUUGGCGAUACGGAGUCAUCUACUGAUGAAGAGGCCCAUCUAGAGAUGAACACAAACUUUUGGGGUACUGUCAACGCCACCAAGAUAGUUCUGGGCAUCAUGAGAGACGAGAACCCUAAGAAUGGCGGACAGCAAGGAGGUGUCAUCAUUAACGUUAGUUCUAUGGGAGGUUUUAUGGGAUUUCCAGGCGGCGCCUUCUACCACGCGUCAAAGUUCGCGGUCGAAGGCUGGACGGAAUCAGUAGCGAAGGAACUUCCCACGGAAUGGAACAUCCACUUUUGCAUCAUCGAGCCAGGUGGUACGGAGACGAACUUUGCGACGUCGUCAUUGAGGGAGAUGUCUCACAGACACCCAGCCUAUACGAAUCCGAAAUAUCCAACAAAUUCUCUGCUCUCGCAUAUGCGAAAUGCAGAGAAUCGCAAGCAUUGGACUAGGCCUGAUGCUGUUGCGACUGCUAUAUAUAAACUUGUGAGCGAGGGGAAGCGAAUUCCAAUCCGAAUCCCCUUUGGCGCGGACGCUUUUGGUAUGAUUUCAUUAGAUAUCGAAAAUAUUAAGAAAGACUUGGAAGAGUUCAAGGAAAUCAGCCUUGGUGUGGGAGCUUUGGAGCAGAUGGAUUCGAUUACAUUUUUGAAGAAAGCGUAA